UAAUAUAUGUAUUAUAUUUAUGAACUUAUUAUGGUGCCGUAUUGUUAGGAAAUGCUGCCCUCUGCCGGAGUGUGUCCAGCUCCUUUUAGGGCAGCUAGCUUUGCUCCACUUUAACACAUACUAGCACAACAGCUCUAAUAUCGCCACCUAACAAUGAGCCGGCAAAAUAAUUAUCGUUUUUACCCUUCGUCGUUACGGCGGCCAGCUGCUCCUGCGUACGAGCAAACACCAGGGAGAAUACCACAGGAGUUCAGGGAGGCUAUGAAACGACUUCCUGGGAAAGCAGCAGAGACCCCCCGAACAAGAACACCUGACUCGGCUACAAAAGACAUACAGAGACCGCUGGUCCGAAAACGCACAGCAAAAGAGUCUGUCGAUAAGUGGAAGUCGUCGUUUAAACCCGUGGGACAUCAGGAUGAGGAUGAUGAUGAUGAAGACCAGAGCGCGAGCAGUUCAGAAAAAGUGGAGCUCUACGACCCGUAUGAUCUGGUUUCAUCUGACCCCGAAACUGAGAUCCGACAGAAGAACAAUCACGACUCCCCUCUAUCCGUUCAGAAGCUGAAUCCCCAACAAUCAUCUGCACGAAGAAGUCGAUGGGACAUACCCUCCUGUGGAACAGCGAGCGCGCCCGUCGGCAGUGGUGACCUUAGAACUAAUCCCAGACCAGAGGAUGGUCAAGGGUUGAGUCUGGGUCGGAGUUUGCCAGAACAACAGUCCUGCAGCUCACACACACACACGUGUCUUGACCAGCCCUUGUACGUCCCCUUAAGUGGAGAAGUAGACCGCAACGUUCACGGCCAUGACAGGGUUGUUUUCUUAUCUCACGGCGAACCAAACAACAUGGAGGACAGGAGAAGAGACCUGGAGCACAGCAGAGAGGCUACUACCAAAAUAUCCGCCCCCAAAGUACUCGACUACAACCAUCAUUCAAGACUGGUGGAAAAAGGUCUGGAUCCAGUCCCAUCUGCUACAGAUAAUAAGAGAAAUAGGAGCAAAACUGUCAUACUGGACAAAUCACUUCCUGCGUAUCUGUGCGAGUCCUCAGUCAUCCAGGGCAUCUCGUCUGAAGCAGAUACAUCAAGGGCAACUGGGCUGGUUGGAUUUCUUUCUUGCUCUUUGGGCCAGGACUCAGCUGUACACUUACAUCACAAAGAGCCCUCUUGUGGAUGGACAUGUACAUAUCAUAUCAGGAUGUUGAUUCAGACUAUCUGCCUUCCCCCAGAAAACUCAACUCUUUUUCAGCUAAGGACACAGACAGCCUCCAAGGGCCACACAGCCAGGAACCCUGUGACCUGUGACCUCUGUGACGUGGAGCUGGCCACAGCGCAGGAUUUAGAAGAUCACCUGGAGAGUAGAGUCCACUGGGGGACGUUGGAAUACAUACAAGAGAACAACCACUACGACGAUCUGGUCAUAGCUUUCCUGCAGGAAGUCAUGACGUAUAAAAGCCGUCAGAGCAGUCGAGCCAUAGAGGAGAGCGCUUUCCAAGCUCUGGAGGAAAACGAUCACAUGACCAGGGUGGAGGUGUUCCACUGCUCCGCGUGUCGAGUGUUUGUCUCCUCCUCUGCGUUCGCUGUGCAGGAACACAUCACUUCUCGAGAACACCUCUCCAACACGCAGCUGUUCCGAGUGCAGCAGAGACGCAUUUGCCUCGACAGAGCAGGAACCAUAAUGAAAGAGCUGGCUCUUCAGUUUGAGCUCUUCAGGAAGGGAGAAAGGGCGUUUGAAUAGCCAGAGUUCCUUGACGUCGUCACGCUGCUGCUGAAGUCGAACUGAAGACGAUGAGCAAAGGAUUCGGUUUGACUCACGGCUAGCUAAAUGCUAACUUCCUGAAGUUAUUUCACACCGUCGAGUCUCGGCAAGAUGAGAAGACAAAUCCUUACUAAUGUUUUGGACAUUUUACUGGUAUGUCUUUUGUUCACCUUAUUCAUCACCCUGCACGGGGAAGGGAACACUUGCACCUGGAAACAAACUGUUGCAGUUUAGGUCCACGUGGGUCGACAGCAAAACGUCCAGGUGACUGAAGAUGGAAGUAUUUGACUUUUUUCAUAUACAGAGUUAUGUUUAUCUGUAAAAAAAUAUAUAUAAAAAAAAAGUCAACUUGAACCUUUGCAUUUUCUUUUAUUCAAAACACUUUUUUAGGUACUGUUUCGUGUGAUAUAGAACAUUUAAAAUUAAAUUAUUUUAAAAUGGUAUAUUCAAUCAUUAAAUAUAGGUGUGCCGUGUGAAAGACAAUGUUUGAACUGAAUGUCUGUCCACGUUAGGUUUUAGAAACAAUGCUGUUACUGCUACUAAAAAAAAAAAAAAAAAAUUCUAUGCAUUUCUAUUCUUGCAGUCGGUUAACAUCCUUACUGGCAGGUUUUGAAAUGCUGAACUCUGAGUUAACAAACACCUCAGUUACACCUUGGCCUGACAACACACCAUAGGCUCUAGUUUAAACUUGCACUAGAU
Messenger RNA from Cynoglossus semilaevis (tongue sole), 2451 nucleotides. RefSeq names its product A-kinase anchor protein 8-like. NCBI's taxonomy places the organism in Eukaryota, Metazoa, Chordata, Actinopteri, Pleuronectiformes, Cynoglossidae. Bases 154 to 1731 code for a protein of 525 amino acids. Gene Ontology annotation, molecular function: zinc ion binding; DNA binding. Gene Ontology annotation, cellular component: DBIRD complex; nucleus. The record is from RefSeq and is a predicted model, not a curated record. The transcript is spliced from 12 exons. Gene Ontology annotation, biological process: regulation of DNA-templated transcription elongation.